AUGUGUGAAGAAUCUGUCGAACAUCUAUUUCUUUCAUGUGAUGUGGCUCAACAUUUAUGGCGUUCUUCUCCUUGGGGUAUCUAUCCGGUCUGUGACACGGGUAUUCGUGUCUGGGAUUGGGUCAAGUUCAUCUGGGAUCUUAAAUACAAAGGAGCUAAUGUUGAUGAUAUUUUCUUGUAUGCUUCUAUUAUUGUGGAUACUAUAUGGAGGGUGCGUAAUGACAAGAUCCAUAAUAACUGCUCUGUUGAUUUUAACAAAUGCUUUGAUAUUAUUUGUACUUCCUAUGCAGAUAUGUAUGAUUCCUUGCUCUCCAGUCCGACUCCUGCUUUACCAAAUGCCUGGUCCCUUCCUCCUCUGGACUGGGUUAAGCUCAAUUGCGAUGUGAAAGUGGGUUUGGAGAGUAUGUGUAUUGCUGUUGUGGCUAGAGAUCAUAUGGGCAGAGUGAUUAGAGUUCAUACAGCUCGGGAGGAGUUCUCGGAUGCUCUGUGUGGUGAAGCCGCGACUUGCUGCUUGGCUGUGUCAAUUGCUUUGGAUUCCGGCUACAAGUUUGUUAUUGUGGAGAAUGAUUCGAGAGUGGUUAUCGACGCCAUCAAUGGGAAGGGAUCUCGUUGGGCUUUAGAGAACUAUAUCUCAUUUUGUACUAAGUCAUCUCCUUUAUUUAAUAGUUGUAAUUUCUCUUAUGUCAGUAGAACAUGUAAUUUUGCCGCUCAUAAUGUGGCUAGAUGGGCCUUCUCCCAUCAGAUGUAUGGUUCCCUACCGGUCUCUUCUAUACCGGAAACUCUAUUUUGUAACGACUGUGAGGUCUAA
Cannabis sativa is the source of this 807-nucleotide messenger RNA. RefSeq lists its product as uncharacterized. Gene Ontology annotation, molecular function: RNA-DNA hybrid ribonuclease activity; nucleic acid binding. Lineage: Eukaryota; Viridiplantae; Streptophyta; Magnoliopsida; Rosales; Cannabaceae. The transcript has a single exon. The record is from RefSeq and is a predicted model, not a curated record. The coding region runs from base 1 to 807 and encodes 268 amino acids.